CUUUCCGCCCGGCUCCUUCAGAGGCCCGGCGACCUCCAGGGCUGGGAAGUCAACCGAGGUUCGGGGGCAGCGGCGAGGGCUCCGGGCGAGUAAGGGGGAUGGUCCAUGCUGAGGCCCAAAUGGGGCGAACUCGCGAGAGUCUCUGGCGACCUGGAUCAGAUGGGGCGAGGGCAGAUGAAGGGCCCAGGAGCUUUGGGGCAGCGAGGAGGGAGGAGCGGGCCCGUUGGCAAACUUGGGUGAAAGGAUGGGGUACCUGGGUGACGAGCCCCCGCCAGGAUUCUGCUCUUCACGCCCCUUUUCUCCCAGCUCCCUUCCAGGUCAAUCCAAACUGGAGCUCAACUUUCAGAAGAGAAAGACGCCCCAGCAAGCCUCUUUCGGGGAGUCCUCUAGCUCCUCACCUCCAUGGGCCAGACAGCUCUGGCAGGGGGCAGCAGCAGCACCCCCACGCCACAGGCCCUGUACCCUGACCUCUCCUGUCCCGAGGGCUUGGAAGAGCUGCUGUCUGCACCCCCUCCUGACCUGGGGGCCCAGCGGCGCCACGGUUGGAACCCCAAAGACUGUUCAGAGAACAUCGAGGUCAAGGAAGGAGGGUUGUACUUUGAGCGGCGGCCCGUGGCCCAGAGCACUGAUGGGGCCCGGGGUAAGAGGGGCUAUUCAAGGGGCCUGCACGCCUGGGAGAUCAGCUGGCCCCUAGAGCAGAGGGGCACGCAUGCCGUGGUGGGCGUGGCCACGGCCCUCGCCCCGCUGCAGACUGACCACUACGCGGCGCUGCUGGGCAGCAACAGCGAGUCGUGGGGCUGGGACAUCGGGCGGGGGAAGCUGUACCAUCAGAGCAAGGGGCCCGGAGCCCCCCAGUAUCCAGCGGGAACUCAGGGUGAGCAGCUGGAGGUGCCAGAGAGACUGCUGGUGGUUCUGGACAUGGAGGAGGGAACUCUGGGCUACGCUAUUGGGGGCACCUACCUGGGGCCAGCAUUCCGCGGACUGAAGGGCAGGACCCUCUAUCCGGCAGUAAGCGCUGUCUGGGGCCAGUGCCAGGUCCGCAUCCGCUACCUGGGCGAAAGGAGAGCGGAGCCACACUCCCUUCUGCACCUGAGCCGCCUGUGUGUGCGCCACAACCUGGGGGAUACCCGGCUCGGCCAGGUGUCUGCCCUGCCCUUGCCCCCUGCCAUGAAGCGCUACCUGCUCUACCAGUGAGCCCUGUGAUACCACAGACUGUGCUGAGGUCUUGCCACCACCCCUCCCCUUGGGGAGGUGGGGAGGCACUGCUGGCCUAGACCAGCUGCUGAAAGCUGGUGAGGCUGAGCCCCUACCCCAACCCAAGCUCUGCGGAAAUCAACAGCCCCAGAGCCACUUGGAGGGAGGAAGAAAGGGAGCCGGCGUUCAAGGCUAUGACAGUCUGCUACGCAAAACAUUUUUUCAAGUAAAAAUAGUAAGAGAUGUUGUUAUAGAAA
Molecule: messenger RNA, 1451 nt
Organism: Homo sapiens (human)
Lineage: Eukaryota; Metazoa; Chordata; Mammalia; Primates; Hominidae
Gene: SPSB2
Product: splA/ryanodine receptor domain and SOCS box containing 2
Exons: 2
Coding region: 403-1194 (263 amino acids)
Biological process (GO): intracellular signal transduction; protein ubiquitination; ubiquitin-dependent protein catabolic process
Cellular component (GO): cytosol; cytoplasm
Molecular function (GO): ubiquitin-like ligase-substrate adaptor activity
Source: RefSeq, marked reviewed